This is a messenger RNA of Durusdinium trenchii, 2352 nucleotides long. NCBI's taxonomy places the organism in Eukaryota, Dinophyceae, Suessiales, Symbiodiniaceae. The record is from the annotation of a GenBank genome assembly.
AUGCGCUUCUCACGUUCUUUGAAGAGCAAGCGGUCACCUAUCGAGGUGAGGAGAGCCGGAGCGGCGGCGUUCCGGAACACGGACCGCCUUCAGGUCUUGUUGGAACAGUGGACUGCCUGCGAUGGUUGCUGGGCCCAAUCAGACUUUGUCAUGCAAAUCCGUUCCAAAUCUCGGCAUCGCCAGAUUGGAUCCCGCAGAUGGCUCACAAGAGCCGAGUUGCUCCAGAAGUAUGGCAGCCAGGCAGUGGUGGACAGCAUCAUCGCUGCGAAGAUGCACCCGGAUGUGGCUCCAACACAUGUCAGAUCCAACCCGGACUGCCACGGGCAUGACUGUGAGGAGACCCGGCAGUAUCUAGUGUGGGACAAGGACGCUAUCGAAGAAACGCAGGACUUGGUGACGACUCAACUUUUUGAAGCUGCGGAGGGCAAGGGUGAGUCUGAGCAUUCCGGGAAAAGCAAGAAGAAGAGCUCGAAGAAGAAGAAGACUGCCAGGGGAAAGCAUAGCAAGAAGGCCAAGGGAAAGAAGAAGAAGAAUCGCAAGUCGUCGUCGUCUUCUCAGAGCUCAGAGUCAGACUCUGACUCAGAGUCCAGUUCAGCUUCGUCGGCUUCAGCUCCAGAAUCUGAGGCUGGUGGGUGUGCAGGGUGUUUAUUGCCUGUGACAAAAAAACCAGGCAAAGGCAAGGCUGUUAAGGGAGGAAAGAAUGGGAAGGACGGAGCCAACAAAAAGGAAGAGACACCAGAGGAAAAAAAGAAACGUCAAGAGAAGGAGCAAGAGGAGGCAAGGAAGAAGGAAGAGAAGGCAAAAGAAAAGCAAAAGAAUGCAGAGUUCAAGAAGGAACAGCGCAAGGGUACCCAGGCCUUGACGAAGAUCAACAACCAGAUUUCGACUGCGGCGUUCUUGGAAGACAAGCUCCAUAACAUGAGCAAAAGCGUUUCGGAUGCCAUUCUGGCCGAAGUCAAGCCCCACAUCACCAGCCUGAAGACUAUGCGUGGCAAGCUUCAGAAAGCUGUUGAUCUGGCGAAGGAGAUUAACCAGAUCCGCAUACCAGUUUUCAACGACAAAGUGCCUGGAAAGGUGAGUGUGGAAAGUUUUCCGAUCAUUGAUCCACACUCUAUAUUGAGCUAUCUUUUUGACGAGGUUGGAAUCCAGCUUGACCAUCAGGAUAUUGCAAGAUUUUGGCAGCAUUCGCGUGCUAUGGGUGAGCCGUGGGCACUGGCCAGUCCAGCCACAGAGGCCCAUGUACCACUUGGCCUUCACGGUGACGGGGCAAGGCUGUGGACAAUCUACCAAGUCGAGAAAAUGGUCGCCAUCCACAUCAACAUCAUACACUUUCGCCCAACGAGUGUACGCCACAGCCGGUUUUUGGUCUUCACUUGCCCAAGAGAGAAGCUCAUCAAGAACCGGUCACUCAACGUUGUGUUUCGCCGCUUGACCUGGUCGCUAAAUUCAGCUUUUGAAGGGAUACAUCCAAGAACGGGACCAGCUGGUGGCCCACUUUUUGGAAGAGCUGCAAAGCUAGCGGGAACACCACUAUGCAAAACUGGCUUGCAGUUUUGCAUGUGCGAGCUGAGAGGUGACUGGGAAUGGUUUCGUGACAUCUUUAGAUUCACGGCCUCAUGGCAGUCCAGGGAGGUCUGCUACAGGUGCCCGGCUGUUGCCAAGUUGCUACCUGGAGAUGACGACGAUGGCCACAUUUACUACAACAACUCAGAGAGCAGCACUUGGCUGCGCUAUGAAUUUAGCCUACAGCAAUUUGUGGCACGACGCCUAAAGGAGACCAACCUUUGCCCUUUGCUGAUGCUCAAAGGGUUCCAUCCUGGAUGCCUAAAGUUCUGCAGCAUGCAUGCAAUUAACCUUGGUUUGCUUUUUGCUUGCAAUGGAGGAGCCUUGCUUUUGCUGUGUGAAGAUUUGCUAUUCUUCGGGGGUGGCGCUUUCGAUCAACAAUUGGAUCGGGCCUAUGCAAAUUUCUUGGGAUUUUGCCGUGCUCGGCGGAUUCCCCAUUCGCAACCGCCGUUUAUUCCGCGUAUGGUCAAGAAACGGAAUGGCGAUGAGAUGUUGACUGCAAAGGCCUACAAUGGCAGGGUCAUCUGUAGUUGGCUGAACCAUGCCCUGCUGGAAGCGCUUGAUCUGCACCCUAACCAUGAGAUUUUGAAUCUCACUAGUGCUGCUUUGAACCUUGGACAUGUAUGGUGGUCAUUCCAUGGUCCCACCCAUCCAGUCAGGUUGACCCUUUUCUUAUCCCAGCCUUCUAUACUACCAAUCGAAUUAGCUGUGAGUUUGCGGUAUAAUUGGAGGUUGAACACUGGCCGUUGCCCCAGACCACUUCCCACUCCGCUCUGCCAUGCCUUGUGA